AUGAAUACCCUUCGGGCCCCAGAGUGGUUACCAUCGUUUCUCAUCCCCUUCUUUACGCUCUCGUAUCCGACCGCUCCUCCGGCAGCGCCGGACUCUUUCCCCAAUGCUUCCUACUAUGGUGUCGGUAUUCUGGACGGCUGCUUCAUCAUCACAUGCAUCGCCGCCAUGGCCAUGCUACGCGACUUGACGCGACUUUACAUCUCAGAGCCGUUUGCGCGGUGGAAGCUGACGCGCGACCUCAACCGUAGCAAGAGGGAGAACAUACACGUUGAUGGAAAUGGCAAACCGAACGGAAAAACAAACGGGGUGGCGAACGGUAAUGGUGCAGCGCAUAAGAAUGGUUCCGCCGUCUCGAAAAAAGAAGCAAAGAAAAUAUACAGAAGUGUCGUACGAUUCGCUGAACAGGGCUGGUCCGCCAUAUCCUACACUGCCCUGUUCUCUCUUGGCUUGUAUGUUCAUCGCAAUGUCCCCACCAAGGUCUUGCACCCAAGGAAUGUCUGGCUAAAUUAUCCUAAUAUACCCAUUGCUGCUCCAACCAAGUUUUAUUAUCUCCUGGAGAGUGCAUUCUACGUCCACCAAGUACUGAUUCUCAAUGCUGAGGCCCGCCGGAAAGAUCACUGGCAGAUGAUGACGCAUCAUGUCAUCACUGUACUCCUCAUGAUUGGGAGCUAUGUCUACAACCUCACGAGAGUAGGGUGUCUCAUUAUGCUCCUGAUGGAUUGGUGUGACGUAUUCCUUGCGUUGGCGAAGAUGUUCCGCUACCUGGCGCUAUCUACACUUUGCGACGCGACGUUCACGUUCUUCCUGCUGUCGUGGCUUGUCACCCGACAUGUGCUGUUCAUCCUCGCUAUCAAAUGCGCAUUCGACGCCCGUCCUUUUGUCCACAGUGUGCUAGAAAAACAGAACUCAUCUCGGUUGAUCUACGAUACUUUCCUUGCUAUGCUGUCCAUGCUGCAGGGAAUCCAACUCAUGUGGUUCUGGAUGAUCUGUCGAGUGGCGUGGCGAGUUGUCAGCGGUCAAGGCGCUGAGGAUACGCGCAGUGACGACGAAGAAGAUGGCGAAAACCACAAGACGGAACAUAAGAAGGAUUAG
Molecule: messenger RNA, 1092 nt
Organism: Sparassis crispa
Lineage: Eukaryota; Fungi; Basidiomycota; Agaricomycetes; Polyporales; Sparassidaceae
Product: Sphingosine N-acyltransferase lag1
Exons: 5
Coding region: 1-1092 (363 amino acids)
Biological process (GO): ceramide biosynthetic process
Cellular component (GO): membrane
Molecular function (GO): sphingosine N-acyltransferase activity
Source: RefSeq, a predicted model, not a curated record